Messenger RNA from Astyanax mexicanus (Mexican tetra), 6144 nucleotides. It is a transcript of the gene egln2, whose product is annotated as egl-9 family hypoxia-inducible factor 2. The record is from RefSeq and is a predicted model, not a curated record. The coding region runs from base 764 to 2362 and encodes 532 amino acids. Gene Ontology annotation, cellular component: cytoplasm; nucleus. The transcript is spliced from 6 exons. Gene Ontology annotation, biological process: peptidyl-proline hydroxylation to 4-hydroxy-L-proline; cellular response to hypoxia. Gene Ontology annotation, molecular function: L-ascorbic acid binding; ferrous iron binding; peptidyl-proline 4-dioxygenase activity. NCBI's taxonomy places the organism in Eukaryota, Metazoa, Chordata, Actinopteri, Characiformes, Acestrorhamphidae.
GAGUUCGCGGGUACAGUUUCGCUAUAGCGAUAUUCUUUUUAUUUACUACCCGUAUUCUAACAGACCACGCCCCAAAUCGCCUUGUGCGCUUCUAACCAAUCCGAACGCAGGACGAGCGACAGCAGUAGCCAAUCCUCGAAUAGAAUGCAAAACUGCCACGCAUACUCUGAGCAGAGCUGAGGACGUAGUGGUUUGUAUUGGAACCGCUAGCCAAUCACAGCGAGUGUAGGCGGGGCUUGUCAGAAUAUGGGUGGGGAAAAGUGGAGCUGAUGGGCACACAUUCAUGUAUCGAGCUGCACAGACACUCGGAGUGGAGAGCAGUGUGGCGGUGCGACCGGCUUGUUGUGCUUAAAUAGGCCAGAAAUCUGCUCUGGCUGUAACAUUACUGCACAUUAUUCAGAUUUAUAUCAGUUUGAAAUGAGUAUGGGCCGGAUAUGAGGGAGAAUACGACUAAUAUUGCGUUAAAUUUGGGCUUAACAUAACGUUAAGUGACUGUUAACCGCCGGUUAUUUCUCCUGGCUUUCGCGUAUAGAGGAGAUUUUACAUAUGCCCACGAUGGAUCCAUAAUCCAGGAUAAAGCUCUAAAAAGCUCGUGGUGUCUUUUUGCAUCUGUGGCUUGAAAGUUUCUGGCUGGACAUGGUCGCGUGGCUCGGUGCUAACAGCGCCGCCAGUUGUGCAGCACGCAGCCAUGUGUACGAGCGAUCUGGUAGAAAAUGAGGAUUGGACGUGAGCUACGUGCGCAUCUGGGAGGAGACGAGAUGAAAUGGAGAGCUUGGGCAGCGCGGACCUUGUAGAAGAAAGAAGCCCCUCUUGCGGAAACACCAGCGUUUGCUCCAAGCCAGAGAAAGAGGCCCACGGCUCGACUGAGAAAGGAGGACAUGCGGUGGUGAACAUGGGGCUGAAGGCUUACUGCAUGCCCGCGGCUGGGAGCAGCACGGCAGCUGAGCUGCUGGCUGACCUGGCGUCUAAAACAGUGGGGCCUGGGAUCACUGUGCUGAAGAAAGAGUCCAAAACCGGCGUGCCCUUGUGCAAUGGAGGGGUGCUCCCCCCAACAGCCACUACUGAGGCCAGCCACUCGGGGCUCCCACCGGCCCAUACCCCAAAUGGUUAUAGGCAGGUAAAAGGACUGGCUGAAACUCAGAAUGGCUUCAUGCUGAGAACAGUGGAAAGCUCAGUACAUGAAAAAUGCCCACCACUUGUGACAAAGCGAGCAAAUGGGGAUUUAAAAUGCAGGCAGCCUCAGCAUCAGAGACGGAAAGAUGAUGAGAGUAGGGCCACGGGCUCCUGGGCUUCUGGCUCUCUGGAUGGAGCCAGUUCGGGAGUAGGAUCAUCAUCGGGAUCCCAUGCUUUAGAAGUACCCAAUGGGUUGGACCCUUGUCCGCCUCCAGAAUGCAAAAGGAGGAGGGUAGAGGCCGAGGCGAAAACAGAGAGUGGAAAAAGCACACAAGCGGUAGUGACCUUUGCACCCAACAGCCAGCAGCACCACAGUCAUAGCAGCAAUUCCUUUACUAUGUCAUCUUCACCCAACAGAGUCAUCCACCACAACAACAACAACAACAGACACAAAUUAACAUGGAAUGGCACACUGGCAAAUGGGUCCGCUUCAAAUGCACCCUCAGUGACUUCAGGGAUGGGAGCUGCCGAUGGUUGGUCUGCAGAGCGCAUCGCCCAGCUGUACAUAGUGCCUUGUAUGAAAUACUAUGGCAUCUGUGUUAAAGAUGGCUUCUUAGGUCCACGCUUGGGGGACCAGGUCCUAAAAGAAGUGGAGACGCUGAAUCAGAGUGGGAAGUUUCGUGGGGGGCAGCUGGUGAGCCAGAGGAGCAUCCCCUCUAAAAACAUCCGAGGAGACCAGAUAGCUUGGGUGGAGGGUAAAGAACCCGUCUGUGAAAGUAUUGGCAUCCUCAUGGCACACAUCGAUGAGGCCAUCAUGCACAGUUCUGCCAAGGGCCAGCUUGGGGAUUAUGUCAUUAAUGGCCGCACUAAGGCUAUGGUGGCGUGUUACCCUGGCAACGGCACAAGAUACGUGCGUCACGUGGAUAAUCCGAACGGAGAUGGGCGCUGCAUUACCUGUAUCUACUAUCUGAAUAAGGACUGGGACGUGAAGGUGCAUGGGGGCAUGCUGCAGCUAUACCCUGAGGGGCGAAAUGUCGUUGCCAACAUAGAACCGCUCUUCGACCGCUUGCUUAUUUUCUGGUCGGACCGGCGGAACCCUCAUGAAGUCAAACCAGCCUACGCCACACGCUAUGCCAUCACAGUUUGGUACUUUGAUGCAAAGGAGCGGGCUGAGGCCAAGGAAAAGUACAGACUCGCUGCGGGACAGAAAGGGGUGGAGGUACGGGUUUCUCAAAGCGACAACACCUAAAAUCUCACCAGCUCAGGGCAGCACAGCGUGUCCUUCCGAAUACGUGCCUACUCGCACUGUUACCUGAACAACUGUUUUCAAGGGGAGACAUGGAGAGAGUGCAUGAUGGGCAGCUAAGGCCAAUACAGCCAGACAAUCCCGGCAACUCCUCGGACUAGACCUCGGACUAACCAAUCAGACACUUGGGUGAGACUCUGUUGGCCGCCGGAGAGACCGGGAGGAUGCUGAGCAUAUACGGAGGAUCGCUAUUGAAUUGGUCACUGAUUCUGUCAGUCACACACAGCUUGGCCGUGAUUGAAAAGCUGAAAACGUGUGGAUUUUUCUCACUUCACACGAACAUGCCAAAAUGUUUGCCAGAGGACCGUUAUUGGACCUUUUUGCCUCUUUGUAUUAAGUACUGUUUUCUUUUAUUUGUUGAAUAGUAAGAAAUAAGCUUCUCUCUGGUCACACAUGCUCCUUAUAUAAUAAGUAUUAGCAUGUCCUUACGGAGAAUACAGCUGUGACUCUACCAGAAUGGAAGGAGAAGAGAAGAAAAGGAACAAGACCUCAGCAGACUUUGUCCUAACCAUAUCAUAGCCUCAAUAAGGGAACAGUGUUAAUGGGGAGCACUACCGAUUAAACAAAUGAAAAAUAAAUUAACUACACCUAGAUUGACACCUGACUAAAACACAGUAUCUGGCAAGGUUUGGAGACAUUUCAGAGUGUGCACAGAACCUUAAGACUGCUGGUACUGAGAGCAAAAGCUUAGACAGUUGCCCAAACAUCCCAUCAACUCAGAUCAGAGCAUUCACGGUCAAGCAUGCCUCCACUAAUACACCCCAAUAAGUGUGUAUAACCUGGAGAACACAUUACCACAGGAGUACAGCAGGAGGGUCAAAACAGGGUUCGCUGAAUGUGACCUUUUUUAUUUGUGUGUAUGUGUGCGUGUGGGCAUAUGUGUGUGUGUUUUAUCAAGUGAGAAUUUUAGCUAGUCUAUCAUGGCCUACCCUUGCCUGUAACAAAUGUAACAAACUAAAUGGCCUUCUGUUCUCGUUAGGAAGCACAGACGAAGUGAAGUUUGAAACAGAUCUAUGCUAGUAUGCCUUUAAUAGGUCUCUCCUCGAGACUUCAUGGUGAUGCACUUGCCUGAGUCAUCUUCAGAAAUAGUGAGCUGACUGUUUCUUAUUCCUAUAGUCUAAACAAAUAUGGCUUAUUCUUCAGUGCUUAAGCUCAUCAGGUCAGCACAGAAAACGAACAUCUGCUGUUUCUCUGCUAGGACUCUAGACUAGCCGCUCUAUCCUUGUGCCUAUGUUUCCAAGAAGGCGCUGCAUGUUCAAAUGCAGAAUAGUAGAGGAACUGAAGUGAAUAUGGAACCGGGGUAAAUAAAACUGUCAGGAUAAAGAUGCAACACCUACAAACCAACAAACAACUGCAAAAGUUGGGUAACCUGGUCAAAUUACACAUUUGUGUUUUUUUUUUAAACAGUCCUGUUAUGUUGUGGGUUAAGCAAACAAACAGGGUGUGUGAUAAACAUUCAAUUCAGAAAAAAAGGAUAAAUUAAAAAAAUAUAUAUUUUCUGAAUAAGGCAUGCCUUAAAUUAUCAUAAAUAAACCAUGAUCUGCAAGGAAUGCACAAAAUAUGUCUUAAGCCCUAUCCAGACAGGAUUAGUUUUUCAGGGGGACAUAUGUGAAAAAUAUUUCACACUUCUACUCAGUAAUAAAACACUUGCAUCUGGACUGCAAUUAAAAAAACAGGAGGACCAGUGAGUUUUUAGGCUUUCUCUGUCACAUGACAUCGUGUUCAGUAGCUCCUCCAUUUCCACUCCGUGGAAACGCGCAUCCAAAGUGUAAUUAGGGUGCAUGGCAGUAGACAAACUCAGAGAUGUACAUCCGAACAGGACUAAAAUUACUGGAGGACCACAGAAUGCAGUGAAAAACAGUAGGUAAUUUAGCCUGUUAUUUUUUUUAGACGACAUCUGAGAAAAAACAUAUGCACAGUUGUUCCAGACGGGAAUAAAAUCACAGAGAAUCCCCCAAAUAAAGGAGAAAAUUACCCCAGGACCCCCUGAGAAACUAAUCCCGUCCAGAUAGGGGUAUAUAUUGUUUAAUGUGGUUAAACAUGCACCGGGUCAGUUUGAUCAGGGAACAUUUAUUGCUGUUCCUUAUAGUUGAACAUAACAAGGUAUUAAGUGUAAACAAAUUCAGAUUUUCUACAGAGAACUCACUUAUUCUGCACAUUUGGAAGCCUAAUUAUUGUUUAUUUGCUUAAUUAAGCAUAUUACAAUAAUGUGAAAUGUGAAAAAGUGAUGGCACAUUUCAAUUUGUUUGUUUUUCUAUUUUUGCAAUAUGUAAAAUACAGAAGAUAAAUGUGCUUUAAAAAGUGCAGAAAUAUUUAGGGAUGCACCAAUCUGGGAUUUCUGGGCUGAUUCCGAUAUCCAGUACUACUUCAUCAUGCAUCCCUAGACAUAUUAGUAGAUUUUAAGUUUGUUUCCUGUAGAAUUGAUACUAUACUGUGAGUUCACUUCAACAAAAUGUGUAGUUUGACCAUAGAUGCCCAAACUUUUCAUAAGUAUGAGGCCCCAUCCACACAUAUCCGGGUAUUUUUAAAAACCUGAAGUUUUCCUCUGUUUUUGUCUCCCAUUCACAUGAAAACGUUGUUUUUUCCAAGGCAGAUUUUUUUUUUUUUUGUGUGGAAACAAGUUUAAAAACAGUUCCCACAAUAUCCUUAAAAACUGCAUAGGUCAUAACCACAAUGAGUUCAGAUUUCCACAUGAAUAAAUGUAAAUACUGUAAUAUUACAAAUAUGUGUGAUACUCUCUUUAGAUUAAGAAUCUGUAAUUGUUUUGUGACCUGCAUAGUACACUAAUUGGGGAGUAGUGUGUAAUUUAGGAUUAUUUUUUUUUCUUUCUGCUUGGUGUUUUAAUGUCUCCUUUUUAAGCCCCAUACAGUGUUCGCUAGCUUGUUCAAACAUUUGUAUCUGUAUGGAAUGAAACUUUUAUUUUUUAAAAGAUCUGGAUAUGUGUGGAUAUAGCUUAGGCCAUACAGUAUGUAGUGGCAGUUUGUCUAAAUACCAACUGGAAUUAGUUGGGCAAAAGCAUAGAAACAGUAAAAACUAAAAGGAGUCUGUCUUAUGAUUAAAUUUUAAUAACUAACAUUUAACAUCACCACUGGCUGAUAAAGGUGAUCACAAUAAUUUAAAAUAGAUUUUGGAUUUUUUUUUUCAGAAAAGUAUAUGCAUCACAUUAUCACUAAAAAAACCUUAGUUUUAGUUUACCAUAGAUGGAACUAUUGCAAAUACAGGAGAAGUGUGUGACCUGUAUCUUGUCUGUGGUAGUUCUAUUGUCUUUUGGCUGUUUCCAUUUUGGUCAUCAUUCUUCGAGACCACGUUCAAGAUUCUGAUUUGUUCCUUUUCUAAAUGCAUGUUCAUAUGUUCAUAAGUACAUAACUAUAUGUUAUGAGCAGCAUUGGAUUCUGGAGUCACAUUAAGGCCAGUUGGUUUCUUAAGGUUUGAACUGUAUUGAUUUUAGUCUGGAAUUGACUAGAUAACUAACUAUUGCAAAAGCAGACUAUACACACAUGCGAGUGGGUGUGGCCUGUCCUGUGUUGAGAUUGUUGGGUAUUUGCAGAUGGUCAGAGAAGUCAUUAACAAAGCACUUUAUUGUACAAAAAAAAAAUGUGAUGUCUGAAUGAGAGAGAAAAAUAUAUGGAAAUUGCUUUGUGAUGUGUAUAACAUGAUGAUUGAAAUGCAAUAGACAAUUUAAAAAGAAAAAGAAUGGAGAACAAAUUAAAUAUUUGCUAAAUUUU